UAAAGCUUAGUAGGGAAGUGGGGACAGGAGAGGCGGCUGAAAGGGAGAGAAACCCCAGUGUGAGCCCCGGCAGGCUGGUGGAGUCCCCGUCCAGCAUGGAGUGCGCCCUGGACGCGCAGAGCCUCAUCAGCCUGUCCCUGCGGAAGAUCCACAGCUCCCGCACCCAGCGAGGCGGCAUCAAGCUGCACAAGAACCUGCUGGUGUCCUACGUCCUGCGCAACGCCCGGCAGCUCUACCUGAGCGAGCGCUACGCGGAGCUCUACCGGCGGCAGCCCUUCCAGCCCCAGCAGCCCAUGGAGUGCGCCCCGGCCAUGGAGGAGAUCCCGGAGCUCAGUCCCCUGCAGAUCCCCGAGGAAGGCGAGGACGAGAUGCACCAGCUGCCCAGGAUCCAGCCCGACGUGCUGGAAGAGGAGCCCCUGGAGCUGCCGCCGUGCGCCCUGGCACCGCACCCGAGCAAGGACUUACAAGGGGGCAGCUUCUACCCCAGGAGCUGCUGCUCGGAAGAAGCCGGAGGUGCGGUACCGCACUGCAGCCAGACCACCGUGCUGGACUUGGACACUCACGUUGUGACCACGGUGGAGAACGGGUACCUGCACCAGGACUGCUGCGCCUCGCAGUGCCCAUGCCAUGGCGCACCGUGCCCUGCGCUCCCGGCGGCUCCCGCUCCUCUCCCCGCAGCCCCUAAGCGCAAAUACCCCCUGGUGGAGUACAGCUACACGGGGCAGGCGGAGGACGACGACCUGGACCCCCACUUUGUGCCCUGCAAAAGGGGCAGAUACGAGGACUUUUGCCCACAGAUGGCACCACCCGAACCCACGGACUCUUCCAACAUCUCCAACCUGAUCUCUAUCUUUGGCUCUGGCUUCUCGGGGCUGAUGAGCAGACAAGCAGAGACUGAACAGAGUCUGAACGGGCACUUGUGUGGCACACAGGCGCUGGCCAGCCUGGGGGCAUGGACUAGAGCUAUAGUGGCAUUCUAGUGCCCUGUGCACCGGGUGGAUGGACUGCUAGCUUAUGGGGCAAGGGGGGGGGGGGGGGGAGAGAAAGUGGGGUGUCUCUUGGCACCAGGACUUGACUAUACAGUGAUGUUUUCUAGAAUCUGUACAGACCAGAAUAUCUUUGGACUUUAUUUUUACAAAGCAGAGAGAAGCACCUAUUUAAAUUGAGUUUUUUUGUUUUUUUUUUCAUUUGUGAUGGUUGAUCUGAAACAAGAAAAAAAAGUCCACUGGGCAGAGGCUGCAGAUCUGAGGAGGCUUCUUUUUCUUCUCCUGGUGGAGCUCACACAAGUUGAGGGCUUCACCAGGAACUUUAAAAGAACCCCUCUCCCCAAUGCUGGAAGUAGGCAGAGAUGGGUUCCUCACCUCCACACAAGUUGAGGGCUUUAUGAGCAACUUUAGAAGAACCCAAUGUUUGGAAGUAGGUUGAGAUGGGUUCCUCACCUGGUGUGGUGGUGAAGGGUCAGCCCAUUGUAUCUCAGCACUUAUGAGAUGACCCUCAAGUCUCAUGCUCUUAUUCUUCCUGUAGGACCAUGAUGGGCUAGAGGAACAAUAAACAGGCCUCCUACUUCUCAGCAUUUGUCUUCUCCAGUCUUUGUCAAGUUAGGACUCAAAGAGGUUGUAAGGUGAAGGCAGAAAUAACAACACUUUAACUUUUCGUUAUCUUUUCCUUGUGUUGUGCUGCAAAUCGUAGUCUUAGGGGUGUGUUGGAUGAGAUUUGGACCAUCAGUCCCUCAAGCCAAACAUUGAUGAUGACCUGUCACCUUCUCAUUCAGACAUGAUGAUCACAAUAACACUAUAUUCCAUGUGCAGCAGUGAAGCCACAUCUCCUCCCCCCCCAUAUUCCUGAAUGUUACCCUAAAGUUCACUUGUUCUCAUUUCAGCCUUCAACUGACUUCAUGAAGCCAGCAUAGUUUGGUCAUGUGAUCUGUCAUACGUUUUGUUUUUUUAUAUAUAUAUAUAUUUUUUGGGCAUUUAAUCCUUUUGUUGUAAAAAGGUGGUUUAGGAUGACGAGCCUGCCAUGCCAACACUCACUUACAAGCACUAUGUGUACCAGAUCUAACGUUGCCAAACGUUUUAUUUUUGUGUUCUGAUGACCUGUAUUUUGUGUAUAUUGAACUGUAUAUCACCGGGUAAAACUGUUCAGAUUUAUUUGUUUAAAUUUAUAAUCUUAAAUAAAAAAAAAUAUUCA
Messenger RNA from Bufo gargarizans (Asiatic toad), 2187 nucleotides. RefSeq names its product immediate early response 5 like (gene IER5L). Lineage: Eukaryota; Metazoa; Chordata; Amphibia; Anura; Bufonidae. The coding region runs from base 96 to 980 and encodes 294 amino acids. The transcript has a single exon. The record is from RefSeq and is a predicted model, not a curated record.